This is a messenger RNA of Colossoma macropomum (tambaqui), 1418 nucleotides long. RefSeq names its product monocarboxylate transporter 13-like. The record is from RefSeq and is a predicted model, not a curated record. Lineage: Eukaryota; Metazoa; Chordata; Actinopteri; Characiformes; Serrasalmidae. Gene Ontology annotation, biological process: transmembrane transport; monocarboxylic acid transport. The coding region runs from base 7 to 1344 and encodes 445 amino acids. The transcript is spliced from 4 exons. Gene Ontology annotation, molecular function: monocarboxylic acid transmembrane transporter activity.
CACACCAUGGAGGAGGAUAGCGUGGAUCCACCAGAUGGUGGGUAUGGCUGGGUCGUGGUCACCUCCGCCUUCUUCACCAUGGGUCUUGCUAAAGCCGUCCCGAGGAACUUUGGCCUGUUCUUCCUGGAUAUUCGAAACUACUACGGUGUCCUCACCAGCACUGUGUCAUUGAUCAUCUCCACCAGCAUUGCUGUGUUUCAUCUGGGAGCUCCACUGGCUGGAGCUCUCAGUGUCUACCUCACCCAGCGUGGUGUCUUCAUGAUUGGUGCAGUGCUGGCUGCCUCAGGGAUGACCAUUGCCUCAUUGAGUCUGAGCCUGCCAUGGAUGUACCUGUCCAUAGGAGUUCUGCAAGGACUUGGAGUCUGUUUCUGCUGGAUACCAGCUACCAGCAUGGUCAGCAGGUACUUCAAACGCUGGCGUCCAAUAGCCUUUUCCAUCUCCAGCUCAGGAGAGUGUGUCUUCUCCAUGGCAUUUGGCCCUUUUUUCCAGUGGCUCAUUGAGGCCUACUCAUGGCAAGGAGCUCUGCUCAUCAUCGGAGGUCUUCAGCUCAACCUCUGUGUGUGUGGAGCACUUAUGAGACCCCUUAAACCAAAACCAUCUUCUCCAACCCUUACUCAAGGAAAGCUUACAGUGGGCUCCAAAGAACUGAGUGGAACAUCCAAGAAGGCUCCAUUUCAGUGGUCUCUAAUUCGUAGACCUGAGCUACUACUAUACAUAACCUAUGCCAUUUUGACCACAGCCGGCUUCUUCAUCCCCCUGCUCUUCCUUGUCCCGCAUGCUCGUCACCUGGGUGUGGAGCAGUACUUGGCCGCCUCGCUUAUGUCUGUGAUGUCCCUGGCUGACCUCCUGGGCAGGCUGGUGUGUGGAUGUUUGGCCAGUCUGAGAGUGCUGAGGAACCUCCAGCUGCUGGCCAUAGCAGCCAGUCUGCUGGGAGUGGUGCUUCUGCUCCUGCCCCUUGGGCAGGGCUACUGGCCCAUCAUGAUCUUUUCUGCACUCUAUGGCUUCCUGUAUGGCUGCAUGUUGGCUGUCCAGUUCAUCAGCAUCAUAGACAUUGUGGGGCUGGGGAGCUUUGACAGUGCUCUGGGACUUUUUAUGCUGGUGAGAAGCUCUGGGGCGUUUGUCGCGCAGCCCGCUGGAGGUUGGUUGGUGGACUGGUUUGAUGGCUUCAGUGCUGCAUUCUACCUGGCUGGUAUGUGCAUCCUUCUGUCAGCUGCUUUUGUGGUUGUAGUUGACAGGAUGGUGGAGAAGAAGAGGAGGAAUGCUGCUUCUGGAGCAGCAGUCCCAGAUCCUGUUGCUGAGGGUGAAGCUUGCCCAAUGAACAGAGGGGACUGUUUAGAGGCUUAAAAACAUUGGGCCUCAUUCACUAAUACCUUCCUAGGUUUUUUCUUAAAUGUGUUUUUGAGAAAGGUCCUAAGAAC